Nerophis ophidion (straightnose pipefish) is the source of this 4507-nucleotide messenger RNA. RefSeq lists its product as uncharacterized. The record is from RefSeq and is a predicted model, not a curated record. The coding region runs from base 323 to 2584 and encodes 753 amino acids. The transcript is spliced from 9 exons. Lineage: Eukaryota; Metazoa; Chordata; Actinopteri; Syngnathiformes; Syngnathidae.
UACGCCCACUGAAAAGACCGGAAGUGUAGAAGAGACUGGAGCGCGGUGCCGCACGUGCACGCGCAUCGUCCAGGACCCCCUCGGUACGGUACCGGUCCGGUCCAGUAAAAGGAGGCUCGGCGGGGUCAUGGUGAUGGUUGUUGUCCCGGCUUGGAGGCACCUUGCUCGGCCUGCUGCUGCUCGGCUGUCCGGCUGAAGAAGGAAGCACCAGCGUGUAUGGGUGACAGAAAGAAGCACCAGUGUGACCCCAGGAUGCAGGGAAGAGAAAAAGAGAAUAUUUCCAUGGCAACGCAAGAGAAGACAAUUCAUGUGAAGCGACAAGAUGAGUACACAAAGUACACAAAGACCCAAGCGGAAUAUCAUCAAGAAAACAUUUGACAUGAGUGACGGCAUGCCGUGGUGUGAAGAGCGUCUGGUACGUAAAGUACUUUUCCUGUCGCUCAGAGAGUUCCGAGACGGGCGCCGUGCAGAACAUGCACGCCCUGCACGUGCACACCCUGCUCGUGCACGCCCCGCUCGUGCACGGCCUGCGCGCACGCGUCAGAAGGCGGGUCAGCGAGUGUCUGACAGGCUGCAGAGGAAGAGGAAGAUGCAAGAAGUACAACACAAGUACACCCCAUCAGGUCCAGGUACACGAGCGUCAGGUCCAGGUACACGGGCAUCAGGUCCAGGUACACGAGCGUCAGGUCCAGGUACACAACGCUACACAAAGCUGAGCAAGAAGUCCAGCAGGAAGUUACGCUCACACAAGCUGCACAAGCUGAAGUCCAAGUACACAACAAGUAAACAAGUAAAUACCAGGAGUACUGCAGCAGAAAACGUUCUUGUUCCAGCCAGGACACGCUCCACUAAAGCCAUGAUAGGUUCCGUGUUGAAUGGCGUCGGUCGACGUCGGCCAUUGUUGUCUGGCGGUCCCAGCUGGAGCUGGUCUUUGCAGACACGCCCCCAGUGCCAGCACCCGGACCCUGACCCCAGGCCAAAAGUGCAAGCACAGAGAAAGUUUGCCCAGUCCCCGCCCACUUCUCCAUGUCCACUACAGAGGACGUCAACACGACACAACUUCACGCUGGUCAGCAGUCUGAGAAGAUGUCCGCCCAAAACCGAAGACUUCUUGUCCUUCCUCUGUCUCAGAGGUUCUGCAGCAUUGCCAAGAAACUUCUUGAAGGGCCGAGAGGACGCAACAGUGAGACAUUUGAAAUUUUUUGCGCAGGAGCUUGGAGGCGGGGCUUCUGCAGUGACGUGUUUGAGUGCUCGCGCACUGAGGAGGAGAGAGAGAGAGAAGAAGGAUGAAGAGCGCAGCAGGAAGAAGAAGAUGGAGGAGGAAACAAGGAGACACUACCUGAGACCCAGACACCUGGCCAUACAACUCAGGACCAAGAAUAAGGUCACCAAGGGGGUCAGACUGACAGAACCAAGGGCCUCCUUUGUCAGAUCAGUUCCAGCCCUGAAGCCCAGGACAGGGUCUGGCGGCCAGCCGGCGUCUAGGCCCAGCAAUAAGCGUCAAAGUCGAGGCCGAUUACGGGACUCUGACAGCAGCCAACACUCCCAACCUAGCAACCAGCAGCUGCCUCACAAUCAACAUCUGAACCUUUCCAAGUUCAACAGAAAGAAUCUCAGAACUUUGCAGAACUCAGGAAAAAAAUCAGUUCAGAUGACGACUCACCUCGCUCCUCCCACUGGGACCAGCGGGGUUAUGAGAUUGUCCCGAAGAAGAAGAGGUCUUCCGCCUGACACCAGCCCGACUCCAAUCAAUCAUUUUCCUACAGACAAUCCCGUGAAAGAGAAGAGGAAGUACAGAACAGAUCAGUCCGCUGAGGACCUACAACUGGACAUGGACUGCACCCUCGUAAAGGAGGCUAGCUGCAACCAAGAUGCUAACGUGAACCGUGUCAAUGCACACACCCGUGGCAAUGGAGCGCUGACACCGGCCAAGAACGCUUCUUUUGCCCAGGAUGAUAGGGUCGAUGUUGGAAUCGGACAGUUGGACCCGGCAAACAUCAAGAAUAAGUCUGAACUGGGUGAGAUCAUCUACAGACACAUAAGGGAAAAAGAGCUACGGAAGAACCAGACAGCUUCACCUUCCACCUCCAGGACUUCUGUUUCCAGUACUGUUGCUGCAGGAGACACCGGUGUUCGUCGAGCUUCGACCAAAUUGGCGACAUCGGCCAAAGUCCGCAACCUUCCACCAGCCAGCACUUCUGUCAUGCACAACAGUCCUAACGCUACUGAAGAAGGCGCUAGCCAAGACAAGUCGAACUCACCAGCCAGCAGCUGCUCUGUGGACACUUCCAAGGGCAGAGUUAAACACUCCAGGCAGAAUAGAAGCUAUAGUCGCACUUCCAAGGGCAGAGCUACAGACUCCAGGCAGAAUAAAAGCCUUGGUCGCACUUCCGAGCGUGGAGCUAAAGACUCCAGGCAGAAUAGAAGCUAUAGUCGCACUUCCAAGGGCGGAGCUACAGACGCCAGAAAGAAUAGAAGUUACACCCGCACUUCCAAGGGCUCUACAAAACCUCUUCAGCAGACCAAGUCUACUACCUCAACCAUGACAACCAGGAGCAGCCCGAGAGUUCUUCUUAAGCGCUAAAAAUCACCUGAGCCAUGUCUCAACUUGUUUACACGUUGACUGUUUGCUGUAUUAAGAUGUCACAACUUGAGGAACACCUGAGAAACUAUUGAGUUCCAUUUCUAGAUCAGGACCAGGAAUUCCUUUUUUACAAAGAUAUUUUAAUACGUCAACAACAUCAACAAACUAGGAAAGCAGUGGGAAGGUGCAGACUGGCGCCAGGUAAAAAAAAAAAAAGUCCAGAAUCCUGACGAUCUGGAUUAUCCCCAACAUUUAGUUUUCUUGUCAUUUCUAAAGGCAACUUUCUGGCUUUAAGAAACGGGAAAAUAAACUUUGGCAGUCAGUAACAGAUUCAGUUUUAGAUCAAGCAGAGUGGAAAAUAUGGACUCACUCUGAAAAACAAUGAUGGUUUGUUAGAGACCAGGAAAAAACCCUAAAGCAAAGUAGAUAUGCAUCCAGAUUUGCAAAGAGGGGGCGCUGCUCUGUGAGGCGUGGAGGGUGUGGCUUGUAGGGUACGUUUCUCUGUUCCACGACCUUGGUGCCGUCGCAAACACGGCCAGUCAGUCCAACUAAUGUCGACAAAGAAGUGUGUGUCCGUGAGAGACAGGCUAGGGACUUGUUGCACUGUUCUCUGGGGGGAGUCUCCAAGAACCACCUUGCCAGGUUUGAGUGCCCACAGCUAUGCCUGCAUCCUUCAAUCAUUUGUGGCAGUAUCUUCUAAUUUGUCGAUACACUCGCUCCAGUCAGCAGAUGUCCUGGUAGCACGAGUACGAGGUGGAUAUCUUCACUCAAAGGGUCUUCUGGCACUGCUUGUCCCAAUAAGUCCAUCGUUCCGUAAGCACAGGUAGAGAUUCCCCAGGACCCAAGAUUUUGUCAAUUCUGUUGAGAAGCAAGUUGAUCAGUUCCAUUGUUUUGACUUGUGGGAAGAGGUUCAGAGUGGAGGCCUGCCCGGCCACCACCUCUGCCUCUCUGUUUGCAGGUCCCACACCUGCCUCUGGUUUGGCCUAAUCAGCCGGAGUGGAUCUCAGCCGGGCGCCCCAGGACCUCAGACCCUGCUCAGCUCGUGUUUUGCACAGUUGUGUGCUUAGGCCAUGGUUGUGCUCACUUUUGUCAUGAAAUAUUUUUAUGUGCACAUUUGACUUCAGUUUGGACUCACUUUUGUUGUCGCCAAGCUGUGACACAAAGCAGUCCAGGAGAAGGUGAAGACUAGACCAGAAGCCAGCAGGAGGGGACGUGGGCCAGAGAGAAAAGAGUGUUUUUUGUUUUCUUGGAAGUUUUCUAAUGUUGUCCUUGGUUUGCCUUUUACCGGCGUCUGUCUGUACUUGCUCCACAAUCCACCUUCUUGAGCUUACCCCUCUGUUGUGUUGGAGCCAUGAUUCAUGUCUACCCACCUGCUGCAACAGCGCUCCACCUUCCAUCUGAUGCAGGUGUUACCUUUGGAAAAUUAUUCUAAAAACAAUUGGGAAAUUUACGGGAGGGUUCCAUCUAAAAGUGAAACUGCUACGACCACUGUUGAUUUCCUUGAUUUCUUUCCUUAGAACCAGAAAGUUGUCCUUAGCAACCGUUCAAGUCUUGUGUCAUGUCUGUUAUCCCAGCAACCCAAUGAACCUCGAGUCAUCCUUUUUGCCAGACACACCAACACCAAGACAUAGUCAGGAUCAGGCCCCAAGUCUCAUCCUUCCAUUGAAACUAUUCCGGGGAACAACUUUGGACCUACUUUGUUUACCGACGGAAAGGAUGGUGGCGCAAUUCGAGACCACAGGACACUGGACUAUCUGUGGCACCAUGGUAACUGGUCCUUGCUGACACACCAAUUGUAGCACCUGGAACCAUUCCAUCAGUCAAAAAUCUAAUCCGACCAAGUCAGCGUUUACAACACCACAAGUCAAAAGUAUUUCUUAGAAUCUCUUGUCCAGGAGUAAAUGUGGCAACUUCUUCACUUGC